Molecule: messenger RNA, 207 nt
Organism: Racocetra persica
Lineage: Eukaryota; Fungi; Glomeromycota; Glomeromycetes; Diversisporales; Gigasporaceae
Source: the annotation of a GenBank genome assembly
AUGUCUCAAAGUAAUUCUGAUUCUGAAACUUAUUCAGUAAGAAAUCAGGAUUUAAUUAGAAAAUUAAAAAAACUUAUUGACAGUAGAAUAGGAUCAGUUAAAUUAACUCAUGUACGUGGUCAUCAAGGUAAUUAUAAUAAUGAACAAGCAGACAAGUUAUCUAAAACAGGUUCUUUAAAAGAAGAAAUUAUUGAAAAAGACGAGAAG